AAGGCUCUACAACUUCCGCUGCUCGACCUGUCAAGCGCAUUGGCGCUAUGAGAACCCUUGGUUGAUCACUCUCAACGACGCAGUGUUCGAUCAAGCUCAGGUGAACUUUCCGCUCGCGUAGAACAUUCACAAGUACUUUGCGCACGCGUAGAAUAUUUAGUGACCCUCGAAGUCUCAUCGGCAAAUCGACAUGUUGAAAGCAGUCUUCGGGAACAAGAACAAGACUUUCCGUCCCAAGAAGAACUUCCAAAAGGGCACCAAGCUUUACCAACUCCACAAGUAUGCAAAAGCGACGAUCAAGGCAACGCUGGGAACAGGAAACCUGCAUGAGGCAGUUGUGCUGCCGGAAGGGGAGGACAGGAACGAGUGGCUGGCUGUCAACACAGUCGACUUCUUCAACCAGAUCAACUUGCUCUACGGCAGCAUCACAGAAUUCUGCACGCGCGACUCCUGCCCGUGCAUGUCGGCAGGCCCGCAGUACGAGUAUCACUGGGCGGAUGGGGUGAACAUCAAGAAGCCCAUCCAGUGCUCUGCUCCCGAGUACGUCGACUACCUGAUGACAUGGGUGCAGCAGCAACUGGAUGACCAGGAUAUCUUCCCCUCCGAUAUCGGUCGACCUUUCCCCAAGGAGUUUGAGGGCAAAGUGAAGAACAUCUUCAAGAGGCUCUUUCGGGUCUAUGCCCAUAUGUACCACUCGCACAUCGAGAAGAUCAUAGCUCUAGGCGCUGAGCCUCACCUCAACACCUGCUUCAAGCACUUCAUGUACUUCGUGCUGGAGUUUUCAUUGGUCGAACGAAAGGAGCUCGAACCUCUCGCAGAGAUCUGCAAGGGGCUGGGACUUGACCUGCCCAAGUGA
This is a messenger RNA of Guillardia theta CCMP2712, 856 nucleotides long. RefSeq lists its product as hypothetical. The record is from RefSeq and is a predicted model, not a curated record. Gene Ontology annotation, biological process: positive regulation of protein phosphorylation; signal transduction. The transcript has 3 exons. Lineage: Eukaryota; Cryptophyceae; Pyrenomonadales; Geminigeraceae. Bases 191 to 856 code for a protein of 221 amino acids. Gene Ontology annotation, molecular function: protein kinase activator activity. Gene Ontology annotation, cellular component: cytoplasm; nucleus.